Magnolia sinica is the source of this 490-nucleotide messenger RNA. Its product is annotated as flowering-promoting factor 1-like. NCBI's taxonomy places the organism in Eukaryota, Viridiplantae, Streptophyta, Magnoliopsida, Magnoliales, Magnoliaceae. The record is from RefSeq and is a predicted model, not a curated record. Gene Ontology annotation, biological process: regulation of flower development. The transcript has a single exon. The coding region runs from base 65 to 370 and encodes 101 amino acids.
CCCUACCCUCCUUCCCACUCCAUCAUCCACUCUCUCCUCCUCAAUUGCAUAAAAUAACACAAAAAUGUCGGGCGUCUAUGUGUUCAGGCCCAGUGGGUUCAGCAUUGAUGGUCAAGCGACCAGCCAACGCCGAAAGGUCUUGGUUUACAGCCCGACUAACGAAGUUAUCACUUCAUACGCAUCCUUGGAACACAAGCUCUUAGGAUUGGGAUGGGAGAGGUACUACGACGACCCGAAUCUUCUCCAGUUCCACAAGCGGUCGACCGUACACCUCAUCUCACUCCCUAAAGACUUCAGCCAGUUCAAGUCCAUGUACAUGUUUGACAUCGUUGUGAAAAAUCGCAACAUUUUCGAAGUUAGGGACAUGUAGGUUGUCACCAGUUACCCAUAGCUAGUAUGUGUUUUUAUAUUUCUAUGUUAAGGUUGUCUUGGAGCAGUUUGAAUGGCUAAGUUGUAUGGGUGUAUUGUUUUCAAUCACUCCUUUUUGUUA